Messenger RNA from Lolium rigidum, 2368 nucleotides. RefSeq names its product serine/threonine-protein kinase PKH3-like. NCBI's taxonomy places the organism in Eukaryota, Viridiplantae, Streptophyta, Magnoliopsida, Poales, Poaceae. The record is from RefSeq and is a predicted model, not a curated record. The transcript has 12 exons. Bases 61 to 2310 code for a protein of 749 amino acids. Gene Ontology annotation, molecular function: protein binding; ATP binding; protein kinase activity. Gene Ontology annotation, biological process: intra-Golgi vesicle-mediated transport; protein phosphorylation; intracellular protein transport. Gene Ontology annotation, cellular component: COPI vesicle coat.
AGUCCUGAAUUUAAGGGACUGCCGUUACAACUACUGAAGAAAAUCACGAAUGGCUUCUCCAUGGAGCGAAUGAUUGGUACUGGUGCAUUUGGAACAGUUUAUCUGGGAACUAUGCAAGAUGGUGAAAUGAUUGCCGUGAAGAAACUUGCAGAAAAUGUGCACGUGGCACGAGACGAAGGAUUCACUUAUGAGGCUAAAAAUAUUUUGUCCCUCAAACAUGAAAAUGUGGUACAUUUUGUUGGCAUCUGCUAUGGAAUGUAUAAGGAAGUGGCGCAACACAAUGGAAGAUAUAUUACUGCAGACAUUGUUGAAAUUUCCCUCUGCUACGAAUAUUUACGACAAGGAAGUCUUCAGAAGAAUCUUUUUGACUUUCCCAGUAGAAUUGGUUGGGACACACGCUUUAAAAUAAUUAAGGGGAUUUGCCAAGGUUUAUGUUUUCUACAUAGUAUUCCUAUUGUUCAUAUGCACCUCAAGCCUGAAAACAUAUUGUUGGAUAAUAAUAUGCGGCCAAAAAUUGCGGAUUUCGGUCUCUCGAGACUCUUUGGUCAAGAACUAGUACGGAUGCACACACAGAAUGUCGUGGGAUCAUAUGGAUAUAUAGCUCCGGAAUAUUUGUACAGAGGUGAAAUCUCCACCAAAUCGGACAUAUACAGUUUAGGCCUACUGAUCCUAGAGACCACCAUUGGAGAGAGACAUAUUCUCAAACAGAAAGAACCAUCUGCACGGGAUUUUAUUGAGAAUGUACGUCAAAAGUGGACACUUGAGCACAUAUCGUGGAAGCACCCAUUCUUGGAUUCAGAUGGCCUCCUGCAAGUACGAACAUGCAUCGAAAUUGGAUUAGAAUGCGUGCAGAUUGACUGGCGCAAGAGACCUUCCAUAGAACAAAUCAUCGAAAAGAUCGACAGACUUCCGCAGAUAAGCUCUGAUAGCGUUCUCAGCCUGCAACCCCGGCGGAUAAACUUCCCUAUUAAGCCAAAAAGGUUGACGUCCAGCUCGCUUUACCUUGUAAACAAGACAGAUGAUCCUAUUGCUUUCAAUGUUGUGACCAAAAUCCCAAAGAAGUACCGUACAAAGUUACCAUUUUGUGGCAUAGUGCUGCCAAAGUGCACCUACACGCUCAACGUGAUAACACCCGAACAGAGGAAGGCACCACCCUUGGACAACGACGACUCUCUGACACUACAAAGCAGUAAAGCACUCCAUGACCAUGAGGUCCUCGAAAAUGUGGACACAGCUUCAGUGGCCGUGCUCCUUGACACCGUCGGUGAUGAGGUGCAAGAGAUGAAAGUUGUGGUUGCUUGCGAGCCAUUAGCUGAAACUGUCUCUAAUCAGAUCAUAGACGGUCAGAAUUACCGCGAGGUGUUGUCCUUAGAUGUCCAUCCAACAGAACCAUGGAUCUUGACGAGCAACAAGAAGGGUUAUGUUUGCAUUUGGAACUACCAAACGCAGGCAGACGUGGAGUCCACUGAAGUCACUAGAGAACCAGUAUAUUCGGGAAAAUUUAUUGAGCGAGAAGAAUGGUUUGUGGUUGGUAGUGGCAAUGGGUCUAUCUAUGUGUUCGAUUAUAAUACCAUGGAAGAAGUCGACGAAAUCGAAGCUCACGAUGGUCAUGGCAUUAUGUGUCUGGCGGUGAAUCCCACAUCUUCAUGUGUGCUGUCAGCAUCAGAUGACCACACAAUUAAGCUUUGGGACUGGACUAACGAAUGGAAGUGUACCCAAACUUUUGAGGGGCACGACGAUGCAGUCAUACAAGUAAUAUUUGACCCGAGGAACAGCGAAAGCUUCGCAAGUGUUUCCUUGGAUCGCACCAUUAAGAUCUGGAAUAUAAACUCUGGGACGUGCAACAUCACAUUGGAUGGGCAUCAGGAUGGUCUACUCUGUGUUCAUUACCACCCACACUAUUUUAAGCAGUUUUUGGUUUCUGGAUCUUUAGAUGGUGCUGCAAAGGUAUUGCAUAAUCUCUCAGCAGGAUAUUGCAUUCAUGCGUGGAUACUAAAGUGUUGUUUCACUUUCUUACUCAACAAGGUUUGGGACCUAGAGACAGACAGUUGUGUCGAUACACUCCAAGAACAUACAAAAGAUCUCAGUGCUCUUUGUUGGCACCCAGAACUUCGGGUACUAGUUACCGGUUCGUUUGAUGGGACCGUGCGAAUCUGGAAGUGGAAGUCUACUAGCAGUACAUACAGGCUCGAGAAUAUCAUUGCACUUAAUCUUGGUGCAGUUCAUGCUCUUGGAUACCUAAAGGGAUUAACAAGGAUUGUGGUCGGGUGCGACCAAGGAAUAUCACUGAUGGACAUUAACGUGGUGUAAAUCAAGAGCCAGUUUUUGAGCUGAAAAGUGUAGGGGAGGCCCCGACGGUAAAUUUUAU